This is a messenger RNA of Fonticula alba, 1320 nucleotides long. RefSeq lists its product as hypothetical. The transcript is spliced from 4 exons. The record is from RefSeq and is a predicted model, not a curated record. The coding region runs from base 149 to 1030 and encodes 293 amino acids. Lineage: Eukaryota; Rotosphaerida; Fonticulaceae.
CUCUCUCUCUCUCUCUCUCUCUGGUUGCCGUUGUCCCGCCCACUCCCUCUCCUCCCCUUUCACUCGUCUUCCUCCUCUUCCUCCUCUUCCUCUCAGCUCCGAUUGCGUAUCUGCCUUCUCCCUGGCUCCUGCUCGCGCGCCUCCAGUGAUGACAUACCAGACGCUCAGCCUGCCGGGGGUGCUGUCUCCCUUUGCAUGGGGCCUGGCAACCGACUUUGUCCACAGCAUCUACCUUUCGCUGAUGAUUCGCCGUGACUUGUCCAGCAACACCUACCAUCGUUCCAACCGCCUGCUCGGCGCGGUGGCCUACUUUCUGAUGCACUUCUCUUCCGAGAUUCUGUUGCGCUUCCUCUUCGGCGAGCCCCCCCUGUCUGGGCUGGCGAAUAUCACCCUCCCCCGGGUGGUUGUGGCUCUUGCCGGAUGGGCUCUGGUCAUCCACGCGCAGAUUCCCCUCCCUCGGCCUGGGCUGUUUUUCCUGGCCCUCGCCGAGGGGUGGAUGACCUACAAGAAGCAGGGUGACAUGAUCAACCAUGCGAUGAAGGUUUAUGGCUCCGAAAACAUUCUCCCGGCCAUGGCCGUUGGGGUCAUCUGCGGUGCGUGGUCCCUGUGUCUCCGUUGCUGUCCUCGGAAUUCUGUGUUCCCAUGGCAGUUGCCAGCACACAUUUCCCUGCCCGUCCUCCCCCUCUCACUUUCUCUGUCUCCCUCCUCCUCCACACAUGCACGAUUACACCCACUCUCCCAACAUUCAGUCCUCAAUUCCGCCUUCAUGCGUGGGAUCUUCUCGGUCAUCCGCUUUGGUGGCGUGUCCAACCCCGGAGGAGACCUCUUGACCAACCCUGUCCUCCGCGUGGCUUUCUUCACCUCCGGGGCUUUCUUGCUGAAAUCCCGCCUGGCUCCCUCGGCCGCCCGGAUUCUCACUCCCCAAGUGGCCGUCCUCCUGUCCGGGCCGCACCUUGACGCGGCCAUCAUCGUCGCCAUGACGGUGGCCUUCCUGUAUCUGUUGGGGCUAGUGCGCCGAUCGCUGCACUAGCCGAUCCGUUGGCACCUACGCAGCCAUUGGUAAUAUAUCACCCCUGUCCCCCAAGGUUGCCGUGGCGGUGAUGGCUACACGAGGCAUGGGAGCCGGUGGGCGUAGGCGGUGGCUCCCCCUUGACGCACAUGUGCUCCCCCCCCCCGGACAAGAUCUCGGGCCGGCGCUGCUCCUCGCCUCGACCGGGCCGCACACAGCCGGAUGGGUUCUUCUGCGAAUACAAGCUGCUAUGCAUGUGUGUGGUUAGGGCGGCGGAGAGAUUCGAGCGGCGCCGUGGAAGAACGCCCAGG